CGUAGUUGAUUGCAGCAUUCUGGCACAUAAAUAUCACCCAAUCGGCGUUUCACAUCCAUUGUUCUCAAGUUGUUGCUGUUGACGUCACCGUGGGUUUAGCAAAGUCCGUUUUUUAAUUGCCUUGUAUAUGAAGAGGAGUGUUAAUUGUAGUGCUAAAGUCAGUGAUAGUGGCUCACUAUUAAUGGUAAUAAUUUUUUGAUCGAUAAACUCAUGGGCUACUUGAAGUACUCGAUAAUCCCGGGAUUGCAUCAGGUGUUCCGCAGCUUUGCAGUCUGUUUAGGCACCCAAACCGCGCCUGUUAAAUUACUUUUACGUACAGUGUGAUAAAAAUGUGAUUUAUGUUUGGCUUUCUACAGUGAUGACUGGAAACCAGGACUAUAAAUCGGCCAAGUCGAUCUACGACUUCGAGGCCACGUCGAUCAAAGGCGAAGUUGUGCCGCUGUCAAAAUAUGAAGGCCAUGUCUGUCUAAUUGUCAAUGUCGCCUCAAAGUGUGGACUCACUGCUACAAAUUAUAAAGAGCUGAACGAACUCUACGAUAAAUAUGCAGAGUCUCAUGGCCUCAGGAUCCUGGCUUUCCCAUGCAAUCAGUUUAAUGGUCAAGAACCUGGUACCAGUGAGGACAUUUGUAAUUUUGCAAAGCGUGAAAAGGUGAAGUUUGAUCUCUUUGAAAAAAUAGAUGUUAAUGGAGAUAACGCGCAUCCUCUCUGGAAAUACUUAAAAAAGGAGCAAGGCAGUAUCCUCGGUAAUUUUAUCAAGUGGAACUUCACGAAAUUCAUCGUCGAUAAAAAUGGAAAACCCGUUGAGAGACAUGGACCGGAUAAGGAUCCUCUCAAGUUGUCUUCAGAUCUUGAGAAAUACUUUUAACCACAUCGAACCACAACGUUGAUGAUAAUUGUAUUAGUCAUUGAAUGAUUAUUGUUUUUUUCAUUUAGAGAAAACAAUGACGUGUGAUUUACGGCAGUUCCGUAAUUUUUCCAGUUUUUGCUUAAUUAAAUUUCUUUGUUUGAUAUUAUUAUGAAAUGUUUGAUGAAAUAAAAUAAUCGAACCUUCAUUUUCACCACA
Messenger RNA from Diachasmimorpha longicaudata, 1063 nucleotides. RefSeq names its product phospholipid hydroperoxide glutathione peroxidase GPX4-like. Gene Ontology annotation, biological process: response to oxidative stress. The record is from RefSeq and is a predicted model, not a curated record. The transcript has 5 exons. Lineage: Eukaryota; Metazoa; Arthropoda; Insecta; Hymenoptera; Braconidae. Gene Ontology annotation, molecular function: glutathione peroxidase activity. The coding region runs from base 359 to 865 and encodes 168 amino acids.